This is a messenger RNA of Rotaria sp. Silwood1, 942 nucleotides long. Lineage: Eukaryota; Metazoa; Rotifera; Eurotatoria; Philodinida; Philodinidae. The record is from the annotation of a GenBank genome assembly.
AUGCUCAAUGAAAUCCAAGUAAAGUGUACAUUAUGUGGUGAAACAAAUCUUCAACGAGGCAAUUUUCAAAAUCAUAUUAACAAUUUGUGUCCAAAAGCGGAUGUAUCUUGUUCGAUCAACAGUGAUAUGAGUUGUUCUUGGAUAGGAUCACGUGAUCAACUUGAAAUUCAUCAAUCCGAAUGUAAAAUUUAUCAAUCAAAAUUAAUGAAAGAAAUAAAUUGUGUCAAAGAUCAACGAAGUGAAAUUUUAACGGUUGAUCGAAGAGAGAAUCUUGUCAAUGAAUUGACAAAUCCUCGUGAACUGGAACUUGAAGAAUACAUCACUCGAUCUACCGAUUGGGCGAUUGAAUUAGCUGAACGGCUGAUGACCAAUAGUGAUAUGUCAAUUGUGGUAGAACAAGCAAUCGUUCGGAAAAAAUGCAGUAUACUCAUUCUAAAGGGAAACCAUAUUGAUGCAAGCGGUGCUUUGAUUCUAGCCAAAACAUUGAGCAAUAACAUGUCAUUAAUAAGAUUAGAACUUCAAUGUAAUCGUAUAGGUGAUCGUGGCGUGGAUUAUUUAGCAGAUGCACUUACAGUUAAUAAGUGUCUCAAAGUACUAGAUCUUAGAGAUAAUAAUAUUACUCACGAAGGAGCAAGACAUUUGGCUAAUAUGCUUAAAAAGAACCAAACAUUGACUUCACUGUCAUUAAGUUCCAAUCAUAUAGAUGAUCGUGGCGUACGAGUAUUAGCCGAUGCACUUAUUGAUAAUAUGAGUCUUCGUCGAUUGUGUCUUUUUCAAAAUCAGUCAAUUAGUGAUUGGAGUAUCGAAUCUUUGAUAAACAUGAUGCGAUAUAAUCAGUCGUUAGAAGAACUCAUUCUACAAACCAAUAAAUUAUCUUGGUGGAGUAUGAUACUACUUCGAUUUGCAUUGUUGACAAAAGCGAACUUCACCUUAAUAAUGUAA